AUGGCACCCGCUCCGCGUCGUGAUCUCCUCGCAAAGGAACAUUUCGCAUUCGUCUUUGGCAGCGUCAAGACCCAAAAUUACCAAGAUCCUGCUGCAAAAGGACCUGGUUCACACACCAUCCGUACACUAGCAUGGAAUCCCACCGGCCAGCUGAUUGCGACUGGCUCCGCUGACCGCACCCUGCGCAUUUGGAACCCUGAACGCCCUGCUCCUCGAUAUUCAACCGAGCUCCGUGGCCAUUCCGCGGGUAUAGAGAAGGUCCUAUUUAACCCCGUCCGCGACGCAGAAUUGGCUAGCUGCUCGACAGACGGCACAGUGCGCUUCUGGGAUGUGCGCUCUAAGACAUGCGUGAGCCGACUUGACGUUGGCGGCGAAGCCUUCACCUUGUCCUGGUCUGCCGAUGGCAGCGCAAUGGUCGUCGGAAAGAAGUUCAAUCCCCUUCAUCCCCCCCACAUCAUCACCGACGGAAGCAAUGGCACCAGUCUGAACUCUUUCUCAGCUUCCAAGCCCGGCACAAGUACAUACACAGCCCUCACUCCCCACCCUCAACCCGUCCAAACCAAUGCCACAACUUUCUCCCACCACAUCGCGUCCCCUUCCUCUCCCGACCUACACCUCUUCGCGACAACCGGCGACGGAACCGUAAAAAUAAUGUCCUACCCCUCCUUCGAUAUCCUCCACACCCUCAACGCACACACCUCAGCCUGCAUGGCCGUCUCCCUCGCCCCAACGGGCCGGUAUCUCGCAAUCGGCGGCAGCGACGCCUUAAUCUCGCUCUGGGAUACAACAGACUGGAUCUGUCGCCGGACGCUAUCCAGCGAAAACGGCGGCGGGAUCCGGGGUGUUAGUUGGAGCUUUGAUAGUCGCUUCCUUUGCGGUGCUUGUGAUGAGCUUGGUUGUGGCGGGAAUGGUCUGGAGAUCUUCCAUGCUGAGACGGGUGAAAGCGUUUACACUAUACCCUUGACCGGUAUGAAUGCCGGGGUUCCUGCUGUUGCCUGGCAUCCUUCUCGCUACUGGUUGGCCUACUCAACUACCAAUGACGGCCCUGGUAGUGGUGGCCCUGGUGGCUUGAAGAUUGUCGGUGCUGGUGGUGGUAGCCUCUGA
Molecule: messenger RNA, 1104 nt
Organism: Penicillium cosmopolitanum
Lineage: Eukaryota; Fungi; Ascomycota; Eurotiomycetes; Eurotiales; Aspergillaceae
Exons: 3
Coding region: 1-1104 (367 amino acids)
Biological process (GO): mRNA export from nucleus
Cellular component (GO): THO complex part of transcription export complex
Molecular function (GO): protein binding
Source: RefSeq, a predicted model, not a curated record